Glossina fuscipes is the source of this 1368-nucleotide messenger RNA. RefSeq lists its product as uncharacterized. The record is from RefSeq and is a predicted model, not a curated record. Bases 1 to 1368 code for a protein of 455 amino acids. NCBI's taxonomy places the organism in Eukaryota, Metazoa, Arthropoda, Insecta, Diptera, Glossinidae. The transcript is spliced from 3 exons.
AUGUUGCCCGUAAGAGCACCCAUAUUGGGCGCCGGACAUCGUAAUUUUAAUAAAAAAGAUUACCUUGCAAACCUAUCCAUGCCCAGCUAUAGAGAAUGUCGACGGCUUACUUCUCCUAUUUAUGUUGCUCUAAUGCAAGAAUUACUCGAAGAUGGCUGCUUCACUACAGCCAAACAUUUUAAUGCUCUAGUAAUAAAGGAACAGCAACUUUUUCAUGGCGCUCUGAUUUCACGUCGCGCCUUCACUAAACCUGAAUUUCUUCUUGGUUUAUAUGAUAAUUGCAAGAUGGCCGAAAAGUCGGGUAAACAAAAAAAUGGUCAACUUUUAUGCUCACGUUUGCUCUUGCAAUGCAUACUCAUAUGCGAGAGGUUCCGUAAAGAAUUUUAUUGGGUAUUGUGUGAAAUUUCCAGAAUUAUGGCGGGAAUAUGCGAACAUUUGAUGGCGUACCCAAAUGGAUCCGAGGAGACUCUGUGUCAAAUAUUCCAAAGAUGCGCACAAAUAGCUGCCAAAGAUACAUCGGAAGCUAUGAAAUAUUUGAAGCUGGCUUUUAAAUUAGCUGAGGGCGCGAGUUGGACAACUCUCGUGGGUACACGCGGUAAAGAUCAGGUCCUGAAAUUGACAUCUGCCGUAAUUGCAGAGUCUUUGAUUGAAAUUACUCUGAAACUUGCGCGUAACCUGGUACACGAGCAGCCCGAUCAAGCAGCAGAAUUAGCAGAAGCAGCUUUGGUUAUCUUAUCUAAUGGAAAUUGGAAUGAAAAUAGAUUACUUUUCAUAAAUGUCUAUCUUGAAUUCGCCUCCUUUCUUAUCAAGGGCGGCAAAUAUAGACAGGCUACUUCCACGAUUAACCAUAUAAGUAAAAGCAUGCGAUCUUGCAGCCCGAAUGACAAAAACUAUGUAGAAGUCUUGAGCAGAUAUACUUGUUUGAAAGGACAAUGUUAUAGUCGAACUGAUCAAAAGUAUUUAGCGUUAAUGUCGCACUACGAGUCGCUUAGACUAAGUACAGAAAAUGAUAUGAAAAACUUACAAAUUGAAGCUUUAUUAGACGCUGCCGAUGUCUAUAUUGCUCUUGGAGUAUCGCAGUCCCGCAUGGCUGAGAAGUGCCUGCAACAAGUAAAAUUUCUAUCGAAACAAGUAGGAGAUGCCUCUAGUUUGAAGAAAGCUAUUUAUCUAUUUGCGAAGGUGAAAAUUCUCCAAGUAUAUCCACUUUUAUUGGAUGUUAUAAGAAACUCUCGCAAUUUAUCUUGCGAUUUGAUUCGCUUGCGCGGCUGGAAGGAUUCUUGUGCACCUUUUUGGAUAAAUUUAAAUUUCUCUUACGAAAAAGAACAACUGGAUGAUCCACUUGAUUGCUUAAGGAAAUCAAAAACAUAA